This is a messenger RNA of Fraxinus pennsylvanica, 699 nucleotides long. The record is from the annotation of a GenBank genome assembly. Lineage: Eukaryota; Viridiplantae; Streptophyta; Magnoliopsida; Lamiales; Oleaceae.
AUGGAAGAAUUGAUGUGUUUCGAUUGCAAUGCGAAGAAUCCUACUUGGGCGUCGGUGACGUACGGGAUCUUCCUGUGUAUUGAUUGCUCUGCUGUUCACCGGAGCCUCGGGGUUCACGUCAGCUUCGUUAGAUCUACAAAUUUAGAUUCAUGGUCUCCUGAGCAGUUGAAAAUGAUGGCCUUUGGUGGAAAUAACCGUGCGCAAGUUUUCUUCAAGCAGCAUGGAUGGACUGAUGGAGGCAAGAUUGAGGCCAAGUACACAUCAAGGGCUGCUGAGUUAUACAAGCAGUUGCUUUUAAAAGAAGUUGCUAAAAGUAAUGCAGAAGAAGCAGUUUUACCUUCAUCUCCUAUUGCAUCUCAGUUAAUACAACCUUCUAACAAAUUUCCUGAUAGUAAGAUCAGUGAAGCCCCAAUAGGAAGUUCUGUCAAUGAUUCACCAGAAGAAAGUUCUUCAGUAAAGCCUGAAAAAACAGAGAUUUCUGCCUCAACAAAAACCUCUCAAAUAGUUGUCACUACAAUUGUGAAGAAGCCUCUUGUUGCAAAGAAAACUGGGAAGGUGGGGGGCCUCGGUGCUAGGAAGCUUACUACUAAGGCACAGCAAGAUAUCUCCUCUCUUAAGAAUAUUGCAGGAGAAACCGGGAAGAAGCUCAGCUCCCUGGCGUCCAAUAUAUUUACGGAUAUUCAGGACCGAAUCCUCUGA